Paramisgurnus dabryanus is the source of this 3294-nucleotide messenger RNA. RefSeq names its product adhesion G protein-coupled receptor E3-like. Gene Ontology annotation, cellular component: plasma membrane. Gene Ontology annotation, molecular function: G protein-coupled receptor activity. NCBI's taxonomy places the organism in Eukaryota, Metazoa, Chordata, Actinopteri, Cypriniformes, Cobitidae. The record is from RefSeq and is a predicted model, not a curated record. Gene Ontology annotation, biological process: adenylate cyclase-activating G protein-coupled receptor signaling pathway; cell surface receptor signaling pathway.
AAAAAAACACAGUUCAGUCUAACUUGAAUUGCUGAUGAACUGGUCUUGCUGGAAGAUGUACGCAUCAAAAAUGAAGUUCGUCUAUGCUGUGUGCAUCUGGAUUUGUCUGUCAGGGUUUGACCAUUCAGCUGCUGAUGAGAUUAUCAUAAAGAAUCAUGAAGGAGAUCAAGUCACAAUUACCUGUACUCAUUUUUGGGCUUCAGAUAACAAGAAGUAUUUCUGCAGAGAUCCAUGUAAUAAUAAAGAUAUUCUAGUAUCAUCUGAUCAGACUUCUAAUGGGAGAAUAAGACUGAAGGAUUUGGGGAAAGGAACGUUCACAGUGACCAUCACUGAUCUAGAGGAGUCAGACUCUGGGAUUUACUGGUGUAGAGUGAGAAGAUUGGUUCAAGACACAUAUAACAAGGUCAAUCUGAAAGUAUAUAAAGUUUUUCCACAGGAAACUUCAUAUAUACAGAAUCUCCUUGACCAGCUAGAGAAAAUUACAGUUCUCGAUUUAACGAAUGUUACCAUGGACAUGGACAAGGUUUUCAGCACUUCAGAGAAGAUAAACACAUCAUCAGAUGACCCAAAGAAACAAGCGUCAGAUGUGUUAAAAGUCAGUGAGAAGCUUGUGUCAACGUUGGUGAAGUCAACAAACACCUAUGCCAAUGUCAGUUUCACUCGUGCAGCUGUGGAGGCACACGUGUUUGUGGUUGGACCACAGGCCAACCUUGAUAAAAUCCCUCAGCUCAACACAUUAAAUGCUUCUAUAGACAUUGAUCUUAUUGGGAUCGCCAGGAACAAUUUGAAUUUAGGAUCAGCUGCCGUGGCUUUCAUGAGCUACAGCACAAUGGAGGACCUACUGAAACCAGACUUUUUCAACACAUCAGAUAACACAGUUAAAACCAUGAUGUCCACUGUCAUCUCUGCUACUCUUCCUAAAACCACCAACAAAACCCUCACCAAACCAGUCAACUUCACCCUCAGACACAUCAGAAAAAUAAACGACAGUGGAAAUCUUUCCUGUGUGUACUGGAACAUCAGUGAGUGGAUUGUAGAUGGUUGUUCUGUUGUAAAGAUCAACAGCAGCUACACCGUGUGUUCAUGUGUUCAUCUGUCAACAUUCGCUCUCAUCAUGCAAACCAGCAGAAGCCCAUCAGAGGAUAAUAGUCAGCCGAUGGAGUCGAUGAAUAUGGUGUUUGUGAUCGUGUGUCUGGUGUUUACUAGUUUGGCUCUGUUGACUUUUGCUUUCUGUCGAUGGAAACCUGGAGUGAACAAUGUAGCUCGAAUCAACCUCUGCAUCAGUCUGCUGUCUGCUCAUCUUCUGUUCUUACUCACACAACAAUUCAUCAAUCUCAUAAAACCUCACAAGGAGUUGUGUGCUGUGAUAUCAGGAGCUCUUCACUUCUUCUUUCUCUCCUGCUUUGUGUGGAUGUUCAUUGAAGCUGUGCUGCUCUUCAUCUGUGUGAAGAACAUAUCACAGAUCAGCUCAAGACAGAGGGCGAUGCUUAACAAGGGAUUCUUGAUUGUGAUUGGUUAUGCGAUUGAUUUUGUUAUAGUGGGCGUGUCUGCUGGACUGGUUCCUGAAGGCUACGGCAGUGAAAAAUGCUGGAUUAAAGUGGAGAGAGGCUUCAUCUGGAGUUUUUUGGGACCUGUUUGCUUCAUUCUUGCAAUAAACAUGAUUCUCUUCAUCAGUAUCAUCAUCAGUCUGAACUUAACUCUCAAAAAUCUCAACCUUGACGUUUCACACAUCAGACAAACCAAGAUUACGGUUUUUAAAACUCUAGCUCAGUUUGUGAUUUUUGGUUGUCCCUGGUUUCUGGGGUUCUUCAUUACUAACAGUAAGAUGAUCGAGAUUCUCUUCCUGAUCCUGAACUCACAGCAAGGAACCUUCAUCUUCCUGGUCUACUGUGUCCUCAAUAAUGAGGUCAGACAGCAGUAUGUGAAGUGGAUGAGAGCUGUCUUUCCCGGACAUCGAACCAAAUACCCUAUAAGUUCUCCCCACCCAAAAAACUGAGGCCCAGAUAAUUCAUGUUUAGUAAAUUGUAAUGUGUGUGUUUUAUUUUAAGAGGGCAAAUAUACAGUGCAUAUAAUCGAGUUAAUUUGUGUUGUUUUUCAUAUUUUAUUUACACAUUUAUCAUUUUUAUAUCUCUUAUGAACUCUUAUUAUGUGUCAAACUAUAUUAUAUAGCAUGGUACCAUAAUGUCAUUAAUUGUCUAUUAACUAUGGAUUGUAUAGGAACACUGAGAAAGGAACUGUUCAGAUUAUUUAGUAAAUGCUUUGUUCAUUUUACAAUGAUUAUGUCUCUUAUAUGCCUGCUAUAGGCCUAUUCUCUGGGCUGGUAAAUGAGAUUUAGCAAAAUUAUUCUUUUUUUGUCAGUUUUUUAAUUCUUCUAGGAAAGCUAAAUGACCUGUUAUUGCAUUGAGAGCAUCUUGACCAGAUGCACAGUGUGAAAUGAUAGCACCAUAGAAACAAACUUCAAGAGCCUGUGGGAUAAAAACUGCAGAGAGGAAGGCUGAAUCCGAAACCGAAUACUGCCAUACUAUAUAGGAGGCAAAAAUCACUAGGCGAAGGAAUAGUAUGCCCGAAAACUCAGUAUACGUAGAAUGGUAGACGAGAAUUACCAUGAUUUUGGACUAUUUCUCGCGAGAUUCAGAGGCACGUGUACUUAAGUAGGGUCCGAAACCGCCUACUUACCUACUAUAUAGUAGGAGAAACAGUACGUGAACAAAGUAGUACACAGUAAAAUCCCUGGUGUUAAAUAAACACUGCUUGGUGUAUAUAUAAUCCACACAGAUGGGUGUUUAAAAAAGACUGGUGUUAAAAAUUUUACACUGAAUCAGUGUUAAAGUUAAUGAGAUAAUGAAGUGACGAUUCAGAAAUUAAUGGUGAACACCUGCUGGAUCAUUCUGUGUCAAAUCAACUACAUUUUGGAAAUUUUUCUGGAAAUUUUUUCUGGAGAAAGUAAUACUAAAAUGAUGAAGAAAGACAAAAUGCAAUAGAUGAAUACAGCAAAAUCCCCAGUAUUAAAUGAACAUCAUUGGGUGUAUGACUCCAAAAGCUGCAAUCUUUCACAUUUGCCUCUCUUUCAUCAUCUUUGUUUAAAAAACUAAAAUUAUAACUUGCAGCUUUAUUUUCUAAACCAGGAUGAUAAGUUUAACUUCUUAACUGCUGUCAGAACAAAAUACAAGUGCUCAACUAUUCCAGCAUCCACACACAUGAUUUAGUAGACAAAUCUUCUUUCUGACGUGAUGUAAUCAGAGAAUGUAUCACAUUAUGGGCCCUAUCUUGCACCCAGCGCAAUUGACUUUGUCA